Molecule: messenger RNA, 1776 nt
Organism: Trichobilharzia szidati
Lineage: Eukaryota; Metazoa; Platyhelminthes; Trematoda; Strigeidida; Schistosomatidae
Source: the annotation of a GenBank genome assembly
CUAGUGUAAUCCUGUGUCAUUGUCUCUUAUUGGUGAAACUAGAGAAUGAGGCAGAAGUAGUAAAAAAUCUCAAAAAAAGAAAACAGUUGUGCUCAACUGUGUGAUUAGAACUGUGGAUUAAUACUUCUGAAAAAAGUAUGCUAUAUUAAUAAUAAGCAACACUCUUCUAAUGAUUGAAUGAAUGUCCAAUGUUAAAUGUUGUACACUGUUUUGGUGUACAGUAAUGUUCACUGUUCAGGGAAGCUAACUAGUCAAAUCAAGUAGUGAUUGUUCCCAGUUCUCGGCCCAUUUUCCUUGCCUAUUUUAAAAAAAAAUAAAUGAACAAUUAAAGAUGGGUGGUGCAUUAUCUUCAGCAGACGAUAUUAGCGAUUCAAGUUCUGACAGUUUACAGAACACAAAACAGAAUACAAAAUUGAAUAAAAAGGCGAAGAAUGCGUCGUCAACAGAUGUCAUUGAUGAUGGAAAGCCGAAAAUUUUACCUUUGGAAGAAUAUGCUGCCGAACUAAAAAGAAUGACAAGUGAAGUAGACUCGAUGGAUGAGGAUUCAGACGGUGGAGAGGGGUAUUAUUCUGGUGAAGACAAGCAAGAUAUUUUAAGUGGAGAUGAUCACCAUGAUUGUGGUUAUGAUCACGAUGAUGACGAUGAUAUUCAGUCAUUUAUUUUACCGUAUUCAAGCCGCCUUCAGUUGGCAAUUUCUUACAGUGAAGCUGACCAAGAAAUGCAAGUGAAUGUCAUCCGAGCGAAUGAUAUCCCAAGCGCCGAUUCUGGUGGACCUCCAGCCUAUCAGAUUUAUUUGUGCAUAUUACCGGAUAGUGAACACCAAUGGAAGAGUAAGCUACGGACAGCUCCAAAUCCUGAAUUUUUAGAACAAUGGAUAUUUAAAAUCCCUUUGCUCUCGAUACAUCAGUCAACACUGCUUUGUACAAUCAUUGGACAUUAUGGAGUCGGUAAAGAAUUCCCCUACGGUAACGCCAUUUUGCCAAUGGAAAAGUUAAAUCUGAACACAGAAAAUGUUCUCACAUUGCAUUUUGAACCGAAAUAUGUGCAUGCUGCAUAUCUGACUCCCUUACCAUCAACGAAAGUACAAAAAGAAACAGAUGAUUCCGAAGCACCUGAGAAUCUACAAAUCAUACCUGUCGACAGACCCACACUUUGUCCUGAGACUGAAAAUAUUACGACUUUGAACGUGCCAUUGCCAAAAGUUCUACUAUCCCUCCGAUUGAAUCCAGACACUGGUCGGCUAGAAUGCUGUCUACAACAAAUUACACUCGUGAAUUUACGAGUUGGAAAUAGAAUACCGAAGCGAAGUAUUUAUGUCAAAAUUGUAAUCCGUACUGAGGAGGAGGGACAGUUGGCUAAAACCCACAGUGGAUAUCAUGAAAAACAGUCAACAAUUCACAUGAAUGAAACAUUUGCCUUUGCUAUAAAACAUUAUCAAAUUGAUCAGAUAACACUGGAAGUGAAAUUGAUGAGAAGACGACCAAUCCGGAGAAAAGGUGCAACAAUUGGAACAUGUAAAAUAGGUAAAUUCAAUACAAGUGAAGAUGAAGUUGAACACUGGGAACAUGUGAUCGCAUCAAAAGAUCAGUGUAUCUCACAAUGGCAUAAAUUUUAUCCAAUCCCUUUAACUAUGCCACCAGAACGGUCAUCAGCAGUAUCAAAAACAAAGCAAAUUGAAACACCAAUGACAGAGUGAAUGCAUUUUUCACGUCAAUGACUGCUGAUGACUUUCGUGUGUGUGUGUGUAUGUGUGAUUGUUUGAAGUCAACAUUUCAU